Molecule: messenger RNA, 1030 nt
Organism: Drosophila hydei
Lineage: Eukaryota; Metazoa; Arthropoda; Insecta; Diptera; Drosophilidae
Gene: Jhbp1
Exons: 4
Coding region: 164-901 (245 amino acids)
Source: RefSeq, a predicted model, not a curated record
UUUGCCAACGCUCACAGUCGUCGUUCGCAGCUGCGCGUUGUUGGACGUCUACCAAGAGCCGAGAUCCAUAAAAUACAUAAUUAUUGCUUUAGUUGGAGUUUCGUGGCGUGUCGUUAAUUGUUUAUUUCUUUGCUUUAAUAACAACAUUAGCAAGCACAUCAAUAUGCUGAGAUAUUUGUGCAUUGUAGCAGCAGUUGCUCCGCUCUUGAUCGCUUUCUCACAGGCCGAAACGCCCGCGUACAUCAAACAAUGCCGUCGCGACGAUCCCAAGCUCGUCGACUGUAUCAGCGCUGGACUGGAGCACCUGAGGCCCUACCUGGCCAGCGGCAUACCAGAGAUCGAGCUGCCUUCCGUGGAGCCCUUCAAGAUGGAUUCGCUGGCGCUGCAGCUGACCGAGGGACCGCAAGGCUAUAAGAUUACGCUGAAGAACAUGGAAGCCUUUGGCGCCAGUAACUUUCAGGUUAAGUCGUUGAAGCUAGGCGAGAAUGGCGGUGAGCCGUUCAAGGCGCGCAUUUUCAUGCCCAACCUGAAGAUCGAGGCUAAGUACACCAGCUCCGGCGUACUGCUGAUCAUACCUGCCUCUGGCGGUGGCGAAUUCCAUGCCACAUUCGAUGGCGUCAAUGCCGAACUGACCGGCAAGACGUCGCUGCGCGGCAAGUUCCUGCACGUGGAUUCGCUGAGCCUAGUCUUGGAUGUGGAUAAGGUCAACAUGAGCAUCUCGCGCGCCUUCAAUAACAAUCGCGUCUUGUUGGAGGCCACCAAUCUCUUCCUGCGCGACAAUUCGCAAAUUGUGCUGGAGGCCAUGCAGGCGCAACUCCAAAAGAAGUUGGCCACCGAAUUCGGAAAGUUGGCCAAUCAGCUGCUUAAGAACGUUCCUGUCGAUCAGUUUUACGUGAACUAGACUACCUAGCCUAAGGACUCUAGCUAUUAGUUUGCUUUUUAUUUAAUUGUAAAAUACUCGCUAUCGCUAUGGACAAAGUAUUAAACAAUAUCCUUGCAUUCUAUGAGGUGUAAAGACAGACAACUAUAA